AUGCUCCGUAAAAUAAGUUCGCCAGUUCUGAAUGUAACUAAAAGAUGGGCUUCUCUUAGAGAAGUCGCAGGAGAACAGGAUCCAUCUCUACUCUAUGAACCAAAGUUCAUUGAUACUAAGAUAUACCCAGAAUUUGAAAACCUUAAUGUCAGAAUGCAGGGUCCCGACUAUGUACCUUUGGAAAAGUUUCAAUCCUAUGUAGAUCGCUUGGCUCGAAAGUUUGGUUUUGAUAUCAUAGACAGUUAUGCUGUGGCUUGUCAGACAGAAAAAGCAGUUACUUAUAAACCAAACAGUACUGUUGUGGACAACGAUUUGGAAUUGUCACAUUUCGACAGAGUGGUUCGAUUAGGAAAUGUUCCUGCUCCGCGUUUACAACUGUUUGUGAACUUAGUUAGAACGCAUGUUCCUGUUGGUGUCAAAAUCACUGUGAAAACUCAUGAGAAAACGGAUGAAGAGUUCCGUUAUAUCCCGGAUAUCCUCUUGAAACAAAAGCAGGAAGAAUUGAAAUCUUUAGAUGAUCCGAAUUUCAUUUUCGAAUAUCUGGCGAUUGUCCUACAAAUGAUUCUAAGCAUGAGCAGAGCCGAACUACAAAUACCUGUUUCCAAAUCAGAAGAAGACACGGAUCAGCCAUUCUGUCUUGUUUGCUUGAAGAAACAACAGUUAAUCAAGAGAUAUGCUAAAGCUCAUGUUAUAUCAAAAAACUAA
Auanema sp. JU1783 is the source of this 705-nucleotide messenger RNA. The record is from the annotation of a GenBank genome assembly. NCBI's taxonomy places the organism in Eukaryota, Metazoa, Nematoda, Chromadorea, Rhabditida, Rhabditidae.